Bicyclus anynana (squinting bush brown) is the source of this 3122-nucleotide messenger RNA. RefSeq names its product proteasome subunit alpha type-1 (gene Prosalpha6). Gene Ontology annotation, cellular component: nucleus; proteasome core complex, alpha-subunit complex; proteasome core complex. The record is from RefSeq and is a predicted model, not a curated record. Gene Ontology annotation, biological process: ubiquitin-dependent protein catabolic process. The transcript is spliced from 6 exons. NCBI's taxonomy places the organism in Eukaryota, Metazoa, Arthropoda, Insecta, Lepidoptera, Nymphalidae. The coding region runs from base 127 to 948 and encodes 273 amino acids.
UGACAUUAUUGAAGAGUCAUCGUUAUUCGUUCCGUUCAUUUUGCAUUUACGAUUUUUAUUACAUUGUGUUUGUUGCAAAUACAGGAUUAUCUUACAGAAAUCAGUAUUAAAAAAUCAAUUUAAGACAUGUUCCGUAACCAGUAUGACAGUGACGUCACAGUAUGGAGUCCUCAAGGCCGCCUCCACCAAGUGGAAUAUGCCAUGGAAGCUGUAAAGCUAGGCUCUGCUACUGUGGGUUUGAAAAGCAAGCAGUUUGCUGUGCUAAUAGCUUUGAAGAGAGCAGUAAGCGAAUUGUCAGCUUACCAGAAGAAAAUUAUACCAAUUGACGAACAUAUUAGCAUUUCUAUAUCUGGCUUAACAGCUGAUGCUCGCAUGUUGAGCCGUUUUAUGCGUACAGAAUGUCUGAACUAUCGGUAUGCUCACCAUGCGCCGAUGCCUGUGGGCAGACUGAUUGGACUGGUGGGCAACAAGAUGCAGAUAUGUACCCAGAGAUACGAUAAACGGCCAUUGGGUGUUGGGUUGUUGGUAUCUGGAUAUGAUGAUCAAGGACCACACAUCUACCACACGUGUCCGUCCGCCAAUUAUUUCGACUGCCGUGCGAUGGCCAUCGGCGCCCGUUCGCAGUCCGCUCGCACGUACCUAGAGAAGCACCUCAACACCUUUAUAGACUGUGACUUGAACGAGCUGGUCGCCCACGGUCUGAGGGCUCUGAGGGAUACGCUGCCUAAUGAAGUUGAUCUUAACACUAAGAAUGUCUCCAUCUCCAUUGUUGGCCCGACCACUCCGCUGCGUAUAUGCGACGAGGCAGAGUUGACCCGCUACCUGGGGCUGGUGGAAGGUGAGGAGAGGCGCGGCGGCGGCGCCAGCGCUACGGGAGACGCCGGCGGAGCGCCCGACGCGGGGGACGAGAGGGACCCACAGCCUCAGGUUGCGAUGGACACAGAGUAGAUACAGAACGCUUGCAAGAGAACGUACAGAAAACACGUAGAGACACAGAAAAUCAGCCAGAAACACAGACAACACAGAACGUAGUCUGUGUGGACAGUGCGUGUGUACGUUUCUCAUAUUUCUCUCUACCCUCCCUUUUGUGUGUUCUGAAAGGUUUGCCUUGGCCAGUGUUUAGGUUUAUCUGUGUUGCUACAUGAAUGUUUUUUAUUGCUUUAAGCGUUUCAUUCAAUUCAAUAUUUUUGUUUGUUUAGGUUUAUUUUAGUCAUUAAUUUAAAAUCAUUUUGCAUAUACAUUCUUCAAUAUGUAUAAAAUACGUAUAUAAUGUAUAUUCAAGUCAAGAGUGGAUAGAUUAGCGAUCUUUUAGAAUUGAACUAAAUGACAAUGCAAACAUUAUCCAAGUAACGUUACUCGAAACGCUGUUUUGCCUUGUAAGUUUUUGGGCCGGUCUACCCUUAUCAUUUAGGGGUAUGAAAAAUAGAUAUUGAUUGAUUCUCAGACUUACCCGAUAUGCACACAAAAUUUCAUAAAAAUCGGUCCAGCCGUUUCCGCGGAAUUUGGUGACAAACACUGCGGCACGAGAUACAUACAAUAGACUAGCAGACGCCCUUAGACUCUUUAAUCCGGCCCUAUCCCAAAAAUUCUUACCGGAUACCUACUAACUAUAGGCUACCUCCGUGCCAAAUUUCAUCUUUGUACGUCAAGGGGUUUUCAAGAUUUCGUGAUGAAAGACCUUUCGCAUUUAAAUAUUAAGAUAUUAUUACAUAUCGUUUUUAACACGUUCGCUGCGGUACGGGGUCAAUUGACCUCGUACUUCUAGCUGCUUCAAGAGUUACGGGGUCAAUUGACCUCGUACCGCUAUAAAAAAUUGUAUGAGGUCAAAAAACCUCGUGCCGCACCAGAGGAAAGUACAAAGUGUUGUUAAAAUGUGUUUUAAAGAAUGACUUUAAAGCAAUAAUUAGGUAUUUAUAGUAAUGUGAAAGUCUAAGCACUGGCCAAGGCAAAUGGUUCAUUAAAAGGAAGGUGUUAUUAACUCAUUUUUUGUUCUCGUAUUUUUUUUAUCAAAUAAAACAUACAUGUAUUUAAAAUCGUUGUAUAUUUAUUUCUCAUUUACAUCUAGUAGAAUAAUAAUAAUCAAAAAAAUAUUAUGAAUAACAAUUAUAUACAAUCUUUUUAAAUUUAAUACAUGAGUAAGCUCAUUCGGGAGAUUACUGCGGUGCUUUUUUCUGAAGCGUUAUUCUGUAAAUAUGUUUUUACAAUUAAACAUUCUGAGUAACGAAUUAGUCUCUACCUCUCUGUCUAACAUGAUACUAUAGAUAGAGAGUGAUAGAUACGAAUUCGAUUUACUGUAAAGUUAAAAAAGCAUUAUAGCUUGGCAAGAUCGUUGAUAACACUCCAUGGUAUGCGGGCGACGGGAGAUGAGGUGCAUCAGUCGUAUGCAGUCACUGUCGACGAUAACUCGUAUGUAAUGACCUGGGGCUGUCAGAACAAAACGCACACGAUACUCAGAUUAGAAAAUGAGUAAGAGUUUCUGCUAAGUUAUUGGUUGUCAUGGCAACCGAAUAGCUCAGCUAUAUGUGUUUGUUAUUGUCAGGAGAAGGUUCUUAUGUGACAAAAAAAAUUAAAAAAAGGUAGGGUAGUUGAAAGUUUACAUCGAAUUUCACGUGGACGAACAAGACGAAGAUAUUUAAUGGGUAAACUUUGUAAUUUUAACUCAUUUGUGUAUUUUUAGGGUUCCGUACGUACGUACGUAUGAAAAUGGAACCCAUAUUACAAUAUGUUUUACAACAAAUGAAACUUUAUUCCGCUAAUGAUUUUUAUAUUAUAAUAUUUAAUUAAAUAGUUAGUUAAUCUAUAAUACACAUACUUGUAUAUUAUAAUAUCAAGAUAAUAUGUAUAGAAUAUUGAAAGAUAUCUGAAGACUUAUUCGUAAUAAGCUAUUUGUGUAGUGGCCAACUUUUUUCUGUCAUCACUACCACCUCCCGACCUCCGCGGACCAUCAGGAGUGUUACGAAAUUGCUAAGCUAUAGAGAAAGUCGUUAAUGACCGCUAAAACAAUAUAAUAUUAUUGAGAAUGAUUUAAAUACAGUGAACUUUGAACAUGUGUUGAGCUUAAUUUUAUAUUAACAAUUAUAAUAAUUCAUUAUUGUCAUGAAAUAAAAUCUAGUUAAAGAUCA